AUACCACUCUUACUUUUGACAAGCAAAUUACCAAUGAGCCCUGGAAAUCACAAAACGACAAAACAGUACUAGAUUUGCUAACAACUUCGCCGCCAUAAUGGCAAAAUCGUCAAUCAAAGAGUCCAACCCAAAUCCCACAAGGUCACGUGAUGUAUAUAUACACCACGAAAGGAUAAUAAGAAAAUAAAAUAAAAUAAAAACUCUCUCCUCUCUCUCUCUCUCUUCGCUCCUUUCUUCUCUCUUCUCUUUUCGUCGUACUAGUCUCUCUUUGCAGUCAUGGCAAUAACCGUAUUCGACGCGUUCAGAGAGAGGAAACAACCCGCCAAGAUCAUCAAUAUCAACGAUUCCGCCUCCUCUUCCUCCUCUCUAGUUAACCUCCCAUCGACUACUUUCCGCGACAACAUCAGAUCGCUUCUCCGCGACUACGCCGUGACAGAAGAUUACACCGUCCACGGCAACACCGUCUCCUGCAUCUUCUUCUACAGCGAAGAAACCGGCGUCGUGUUCCCUCUUUUCACCGUCGAAGAACGAAUCUCCGACGGCGAUUUAUCUCCCAAUCUUCUCUGCGAUGUUUGUAGAUGCGUCGGUUGGGGUCAUCAUUAUGUAACAAAGAGAAAGUAUCAUUUGAUAAUCCCAAGGAUUGAUAAAUGGAGCGAGGCAUUGACGGGAGAGACCAUGAAGGCAAGCAAUCAUUUGAUGCAUGGUGUGAUUCACUGCAAUGGCUUUGGUCACUUGCUAUGCAUUAACACUGAUGAUGCUUUUCGUUACUUCUCUGGCCGCCGAAUCAUGCACUUUUGGGACCGUCUUUGCUCUACUCUUCACACCAGGAAGAUUUCACUGGAUGAUAUAUCGAGGAAGGGAUCAAUGGAUCUGAGGCUUCUCCAUGGUGUUGCAUAUGGUCGACCAUGGUUUGGGAAAUGGGAUUACAUGUUCUCUCACGGAAGCUUUGGGAUCAGAAAAGAACAAUACAACCGAGCUAUUUGCAUUCUUAGCUCUAUGGAAGUUGACAAGAUAAAGGAAGAUUUCUCCGGAACAAGAAAAGAAAGAGUGAUAAAGAUGAUCACCAACUUUUACAUAGAAUCAAGUCAAACGCCAAUAGUCACUCUCUCUGAGUUGCUUCAAUUCAUGCUUGCCUUCACUUCCAAAGCUCCCGUUGAAAGAACCACUGCAGUGGCACUAGUAGCAAUGUCUUCACAUCAUGUUUCAAACCCAGUUCUUAGAGAUGAUGGAGACACUUCAGAUAGCUCUUUGACCUCAUUCCCUGAUGAUCAGGAGGAAUCGGGUGAUAAUGAUUCUGGCGCAGACCAUGCCCUAGUCGAUCAAGAUACCACAAUGGUCGGUAUGGUUCCCCCUAAGUAUAAAUCAUUUGAUGCUAUGGCCAGGGGAGAAGAUGCUAGAUGGUCUGCAAAGAGGUUGGAUAACGCAGCUCAAGCGGUUGUCAAAGUUUUCAGUGAGAGAAACAACAGCGUCAUUAGUCGCCAAGAGCUACGUGAAGCUGUUAGAGGUAGCAUUGGUGAUACAGGGUUGAUUGACUUCUUGCUCAAACACAUUGACAAGGUUCUAAUAGGUGACCAGAUAGUUCAUAGGUUCCCAAACCCUGAAUCACGAAUGCUACAAUUCUCCCUCAGGAGCUUCACUUCCCGUUCUCUAGAUCGAGAGCCGAAAAAGAGAAAGAAAACUCAAGAAACUGAUGAAUGGAGAUCAACCACUCCUGGACUAGAUCCUUAUGAAGACAUUCUAUAUCUGUAUCAGAAUCUCUUGCUAACUUAUCCUGAUACAGGCUUAUACAGUGAUGCCUCUGAGGUUAUCUUGAACUGCAAGGGCUUUGUGAAAGAAUGGCCCUUCCCGUCUCACCAGGAACAGAACACUUUAACAGUAAGCUGCCAAGUCAUGCCUAAUCACGAUGAGCUACUCAGAGACUUCACCAGGAAACUACCCCCUGGAGAACUCGUGAUGGUUCCUCAAAACGCAACCAUCAGAGAACUGAAAUCUGUAGCAGAGAAAGCUCUGAAGGACACUUACUUCGUUAUGGAGAAUUUUGAGGUGUCGGAGAUCAGAAACAAAGAUCUUGAGAAGAUUGAUGAGACCACUGGUGUAGUGUUAGAAGGUAAUAAGAUCAUGACAGAGUUUCUAGUGACAGGGUUUGGUCUGGACACAGGGACAGAGCUAAGGUAUGAAGGCGGGUUUGAUGACUGGACCGUUGAGUGCAGAUGCGGAGCUAGAGAUGAUGACGGUGAGAGAAUGGUGGCAUGUGAUGCUUGCAAGGUUUGGCACCACACUAAGUGCCAUUCUAUAGAAGAUGACGAAGCUGUGCCUCAGAUUUUUUUAUGUAAUAGGUGUUUUGGAGAUAGCGUGAGAUCCAAGAAACGCAGUAUUACCAGUCGUUAGCUAGUGUUAUGUAGAUCGCUUGCGACCCAAGAAGCUGAGCUUCCCUAAUAUAUCUAAUAUAUUAUAA
Messenger RNA from Raphanus sativus (radish), 2455 nucleotides. Its product is annotated as PHD finger protein At2g01810-like. The transcript has 3 exons. NCBI's taxonomy places the organism in Eukaryota, Viridiplantae, Streptophyta, Magnoliopsida, Brassicales, Brassicaceae. The record is from RefSeq and is a predicted model, not a curated record. Bases 277 to 2388 code for a protein of 703 amino acids.